Molecule: messenger RNA, 6170 nt
Organism: Megalobrama amblycephala (Wuchang bream)
Lineage: Eukaryota; Metazoa; Chordata; Actinopteri; Cypriniformes; Xenocyprididae
Gene: phlpp1
Product: PH domain and leucine rich repeat protein phosphatase 1
Exons: 17
Coding region: 192-4937 (1581 amino acids)
Molecular function (GO): protein binding
Source: RefSeq, a predicted model, not a curated record
CGUUCCCGCAGGGCGACGUGAGCUCUCGCGUGUUUCUCGCGUGCAUCUCGCGAGAUUUGCGUCGUUCGCACUCAAGACUCCAUGAUCUGAUCCCGAGCGGCGCGAUCAUCCCUGCGUGUCCCGCGCGCGUUCAUGAGCGUCGUGCGGCGCUCAUAUCUCCGCUCAAAUGGACCAAGAAUGAUCUUGUGAGGAUGGAGAGCGUUAAACUGAAGAAGAGCAGUGCUCUAAGUGUGGCCUUGAGAUCCACAGCAGAUGAAGAAGAUGAUGAAGGCCAGAGAGCAUCGAACCCCCGACAGACGAAGUCAGACGAGCCCCGGACCAGAAGCCAGAGCCCAGCUGAGCUCAACAUGCUCAACAAAGCCUGCAAGAGCAGCUCCAGUCUGCUGCUGAGGAAAAGGAGGGUGAAAAGGCACAUGUCCGGUAUCAGUUCAUCUCAUAGUCGAAGUCUGGACCGACAGACGUUGCUGAGACACCGAGCCAGUCCUCAGCUGCAGCUGUCAGACCGCCAGUGGGUCCGCCAGGACCUGCGCCGGGGCUCAAUCCACGUGCACGACCGGCUGCUGGCGUGGUCACACCCGGCACGGCCUGUGCUGUGCACCGUGGACAGCACUGCAGCCGAGAUAGCGCAGCGCCUGCAGCAGGCCGGUGGCAAGACGUGCUCGGUCCUGAGGCUGAACGCUAAGAGCUACCUGUCCACCGAUGUGAAUGGGAAUUGCGAUGGCGAAUACCCACUUAGGCACCUUCACACGGGGACUGAGAGCCUCGCAGACCAGCCAGGUGACAGGUUACGGCUCCUGCUCCUGGAGAAGGACCAUCCAUAUCACCAGCAAGAAUAUGACAUCUUCACGCACUCAGAGGCCAACGUGGACCGCACGUCCCCUCAGGACGAGGACUCCAUGAAAAGAUUUGCAGGCUCCGAUGUGGAGACCAGCAGUGCUUGUGACGACCUGAGCUCCGGGGCCCGGUUCAGCCAGCAUCGGGACUCGCUCAGCGAUGACAUGAUCUUGGGCACGGAUGCCUCGGCGUUCGACAGCAGCGCUACCGAGGGCCUGGAUACAUACGGGAGCUCUUCGGACGAGCUGGAGCUGGACUGUCCGACGGAGCCCAUCCUGCCGGAGCCCAUAACAGUCGAGGCCGAGUCGGCUCUUGCCGUCGGCGCUGACCCUCCUGCUCUAGGGCACAGUCCGGAUUCAGUAGGCACACCGUCCGAUUCGGACUCCAGCCCGGCCCUGUAUGUUCAGCUACACGGCGAGGCUGCCCGGCGUCUGGGCCCCGAUGAGAGGCCCCUACAGGUCCAGAAUGAUUUUCUCUUUAAACUGGGAUUUAAGGACCCGUGGCGGGUCCAGGAGGAGGGGAUGAACACUGAGCUGGGAUCACUCCUGCGCUUCUACGCAGGAAAACCUCACAGCAUCGAGAGCUCCGAGCGCAUCCAGCUCUCCGGAACAUAUAAUGUACGGAAAGGAAAGCUGCAGCUACCGGUGAACCGCUGGAGUCGACGGCAGGUGAUUUUAUGUGGCACCUGUCUCAUGGUGUCCUCAGUGAAGGCCAGCCAUACGGGCAAGAUGCACAUCCUGCCACUUAUCGGAGGAAAGGUGGAAGAAGUGAAGAAACACAGUCACUGUUUGGCCUUCAGCUCAGCGGGACCUCAGAGUCAGACCUACUAUAUCAGCUUCGACAGCUUCACUGAACACCUGCGCUGGCACCGACAAGCGGCUAAGAUGGUGUCUCAGAGGAUCAGUUCGGUGGAUCUGUCUUGCUGUAGUCUAGAGAAACUGCCACCCAACCUGCUGUACAGUCAAGACCUGACACAUCUCAACCUCAAACACAACUUCCUGCCUGCUGACCAAACACUGCUGCAGCUCCAGAGAUUUUCCCGUUUACGGAGUCUCAAUCUCUCUAAUAACCAGCUGGGAAGUUUCCCACGGCACAUCUGCUCCAUUAGCACGCUGACAGAGGUCAACCUCAGCUGCAACCACCUGACCUCCAUCCAUCCUGAUGUGGGCAACAUGACCAAUCUGCAGACAUUUGUGCUGGAUGGUAACCUGCUUUGCGCUCUUCCUGUGGAGCUGGGCUGUCUGCAGAGGCUGGCCUAUCUGGGUCUGUCCUUCAAUGAGUUCACACAGGUGCCGUCGGUGCUGGAGCGGCUGCCCGCCGUCGAAAGACUCUGUAUGGCUGGAAAUAAAGUGUCGGUGCUGACGCUACAGACCUUCCGUCUGCUGAUGCUCAAACACGUCGACCUCCGUCUGAACCAGAUCUCCAGUGUGGUACCUGACGAGCCGGAGUUUCUGCGUCACGUGACGCAACUAGACGUACGUGAUAACCGCCUGACUGAGUUGGACGUGUCCGUCUUCCCGCGGCUGGAGGUUCUGCACUGUCAAAGGAACCGCCUCACACGGCUACGUCUGCGCGGCUGCACACUCAAGGCUCUCUACGCCUCCAACAAUGAGCUGCAAGAGUUAGACAUGAGUCCUGUGGCCUCCAACCUCACAUACAUGGACAUCUCUAGGAACUGUAUGAAGUCUCUGCCUGAUUGGUUGAGUGACAGCAAGAAACUGGAGGUUCUAGACGUCAGUCACAACAACAUUGCUGAACUUCCUCCGUGGUUGCUGUGCAGUGGUAGUUUGAGGAAGAUCUUGGCCAGUCAUAACCAGCUGAAGCGUUUGCCGGAGCGCGUGGAGCGUCCUGUUGUGGAGGUGCUGGAUGUGCAGCACAAUCAUCUCGUCGAGCUUCCCUGUAAUCUCUUCCUGAAAUCAGAGAGUUUACGGUGUCUAAAUGCGUCAGCCAACAAGCUGGAGAAUCUCCCAGCAUCCAGUUUGUCAGAAGAGAGCAGCAGUAUCUUACAGGAGCUUUACCUGACCAACAACCACCUGACGGACAAGUGUGUGCCUCAGCUGACGGGACACACACACCUGAGGAUCCUGCACAUGGCCUACAAUCACCUGCAGACCUUCCCAGCCAGUAAAAUGGCCAAGCUGGAGGAGCUGGAGGAGGUGGACCUGAGUGGGAACAGGCUGAAGGCAGUGCCCACCACCAUCCUGAACUGCAGGCGCAUGCACACACUGGUGGCUCACUCCAACUGCAUCGAGGUCUUCCCUGAGGUCAUGCAGCUCAUGGAGAUGAAGUGUGUGGAUCUGAGCUGUAAUGAGCUGAGUGAGAUCACCUUACCAGAGAGUCUACCUCCAAAACUUCAGGAGCUGGAUCUAACCGGAAACCUGCGCUUGAAUCUGGACCACAAGACUCUUGAGCAGCUCAAUAACAUCCGCUGUUUCCGAAUCGAUCCGCCCCCCUCAUCAUUCUCAGCCAAUGAGACUGCAGGAGGGCCGGCUGUCUGGAGUCACGGCUACACUGAAGCCUCAGGCGUCAAAAACAAACUAUGUGUGGCUGCACUGUCGGUGAACAGCUUCUGCGGCAGUAGAGAAGCUCUGUACGGUGUGUUUGACGGCGACAGGAACGUGGAGGUGCCAUAUUUACUCCAGUGCACCAUGAACGACAUACUGGCAGAGGAACUGCACAGGACCAAGAGUGAAGAAGACUACAUGACCAACACCUUCCUGGUCAUGCAGAGGAAAUUAGGCACUGCAGGACAGAAGCUGGGCGGUUCGGCAGCGCUAUGUCACAUCCGUCACGACCCCACAGACCCUGCUGGCUGCUUCACCCUGACUGCUGCUAAUGUGGGCAAGUGUCAGGCCGUGCUCUGUCGCGACGGCAAAGCGCUUCCGCUAUCGCUGCUGCACAACAUCAGUAUCAAGGAGGAAUACAACCGUGUGCGGCAGCAUAAAGCCAUCAUCACCGAGGAUAACAAAGUGAAUGGCGUAACAGACUCCACACGCAUCAUGGGCUAUUCAUUCCUCUACCCAGCAGUCUUACCUCGCCCGUAUGUCAACACGCUCCCGCUGACCCCCAGAGAUGAGUUCUUUAUCCUGGGCAGCAGAGGUCUCUUUGAAGUCAUGGACCCUAGCGAGGCGGUGGAAGCCGUACGGAAGGUGCCCGAUGCUUUGGCAGCUGCCAAAAAGCUGUGCACUUUGGCGCAGUCGUACGGCUGCACGGACAGCCUUAGUGCCGUGGUGGUGCAGCUCAGCGUGGCUGAAGACUGUUGUUGCUGUUGCUGCUCGGCGUCCGCGGAGCCAGGCUCCGGAAGCAUCCAUGCGCCGCCACAACCCCCACCGAGCCCCGGGCCAGGUCUGUACCCAGCCUCCUCUGCUGGCGUGCCCCCGUCCUCCUGCAGUGAGAUCAGUUCCGAGGUCAGUGCUUCCGAGAUGAGCUCCGAAGUGGGAUCCACCGCUUCCUCGGACGAGCCCCCACUCCUGCUGCAGGACACACAUAUCCAUCUUCAUCCACAGAGCCACCCGCCGCAGCUACAACAGAACCCACGCCUCCCUUGCUGCACACUCCAUCUAGCUCCCAAUGCCAGCAGCUCUUUCCAGAGGCAACUUUCCAGCGCCACCUUUUCCAGCGCACUCUCAGACAAUGGCCUGGACAGCGAGGACGAAGAGCCCAUUGCUGGCGUCUUCUCCAACGGCAGUCGUGUGGAAGUGGAAGCUGACGUCCACUGUCUGGUCCAUCUGCUGCCUCCACCGCCACCUCCACCUUCCACCCCGGAAACCCCAGAGAAGCUUUCGGAACCUGUGCUGGAGACGGACAAGACUGGGAACUUUGCAGGAAUGGAUGCUUGGAGCAAGACCUUGGGGAAGCGGAGGGGAAACGGCUCGGUGGCACCGCAGGAGCAGAGCCACAACUUGAUUGAGGUCGCCGAGGCACCUUCCAAGAAACCAGGGGGUUAUUUCACGGCCCCCGCUCAACCCGACCCCGACGACCAGUUCAUCAUACCUCCAGAACUGGAGGAGGAAGUGAAGGAGAUCAUGAAACAACAUCAGCAGGACCAACAGAGGCCAACCAAGAGUGAACGACCUGCGGACUACUACGACACACCGCUCUGAAGGAGUCGUUGCAUUCUGCCAUCAUCUACUCACCGUCAUGUCGUUGGCUUUAUUCUGCAGUUCUUGAACGUGCAGUCUUUUGCCCAGUACUGAAGUACUCUGACAGCAUUUCUUGCACUAAUGCCACCACUUUUGAGUGAAUCAGUUAGAACGACAUGAGGCUGAGUGAAUGACGAUUGAAUGUUUACUAAAUUAAAGUGCUAAAGUGAAGUAUCUUCAGGUCACUGCUUUACUGCAGUCAACCAAUAUGAAGCUGUCAGUCAUCUACCUACAACGGCUCGGAAAGGUCACGAAACUGGACCAAACUGGCAACAUAAUAUGACGCCACUUCCUGCAAAGUCCACUAAGAUCUCAACCAAUCCCUUUAAGAGAACACAAGAGUGACCUGCGCUCUACCGUGCCUCACCCGUUUCACUAGAGUUUUAAAAGCAGUUCACUACUGAUUACUGACUGUUUUAACUUUUAUUUACCUUAAACCGAUACGUAUAUAAUUCAACACUAGUAUUGCGACAUUAACUGUCAUUACCAACAAGUUUCUGGAUAUUUUGAUUUUGUUUUUUAUUUACCAUAUGCGAGAGAAGCUACAGCAGACUUUAAGUUGAUUUAAAAACAGAAGAUUGCGUUGACGUAAAAUUGUGUUGUACGGUACACACUAGUAAUACCACACUUAACUGUUGUAGAUAGGGCACUUAAAGUAAUACUGUAUCUCUUCAGUAAAUCAAGGCUUCCCGCCUGUAUAAAAACUAGAAAUUUAGUGGAAAUUUGAAAGACUAACUCCUAGGAGUUGCUUACUCUUUUAUGGUGACUUCGUCACUUUUUUACUAAUCUUCUCUGCGAGAAAUGGUGAUUUUUUUUUUUUUUUUUUUUUUUUCUUCUCUUUCCAAUGAUUGUAAAUAAGAAAAAUAUUGUAUACCAAUGCUUUUUAAGGGAACUGUGUGUCUAGAACAAGAUGACCCUUUAUGCAUACAUGCCAAUAGAUGUAUAUGUAUCAGAAACAUAUACACACACGCACCACUUGUAAAUGAACUGUGCAUUCUGCCCAGUGCUGUCGUCACUUGCUGAUCAAUGAGCCAUACACACACACAUAAACACACACUCAUCCGCCUCUUUACACCAGCAUGACUGUGUCAAGUCCUGUAAUGCAAUCCAAUUUAUCUGCAAGGAAUUAUGCUCAAACCAACCACACAAACAGUUCCUGGUUUUGUUAUAAUAAAUCUUAAAUUUAUGACUCUA